AUGCGCCGUUUGCAACUCCUGCAGUUCCACUUCCACCAACCAUCCAUCCAUGUUGCCAUUUCUCUGACCCUGCUGCAGAUGGAUGACGACCAGUCCGUAGAGGAUGCGGUCGCGCGGCUCCUCGCGAGUGUCCAGGACGAUAACAAGUUCGAGAACGAGCGAGUCGGAUCGAUGCCCGAGACGUCCUUGGACUAUGUCCGCACCAACGAUGGUGCCGUCGAUGAAACAUGGCUCGACAGCAGCCACGAAACCCCCGUCACUUCUGCGCCGAACCUGACGCCAAUCGAUGGCGACGGAAAUGGCAACGGAAAUGGCGAUGCCACUGGUACUCUGUCGGACUCGACGCCAGAGCGAAUCCCCAGUCGCCCUUCGGAGCUGUCAACCGGGCCGCCGGUCGAGGUCGAGCAACCGCAGAGUCAAGCGCUCCAUCGACCUCCCGAUUCGCCAGUCGGCCGUCGUAUCGAAGUUGCUAUUCCUGAUAUUCCCAUCGAGGUGCGCAAUGAAUACGUCGCACUCACCAGCGAGGUGGUUGAGCAUGUCGCCGAAAUGGUUCCUGGUUCGGGCGAGAUGCAAUAUGUCGUCGAGUUCACCGACGGGAGACGAGACCUGAUCUCCGUAGAGGAGCUUGCCGUCCUUGAAAACGGUGUUCCGGCGCUGCGUCAAUACAAAAGGAACAAGAUGGGUGGCCGAAAACGCAAGUAUGGUCCCGAUGACGAGUGGGAUUCGGAUGUCGAACACGCAGACACGGACCCCAUGGAAUUGGAUCCCGACGAGAGCUCCCAGUCCGUCACACGCCCUGGCCGCAAGCUCCGCGUCCGAGAGUCGAUUCUUCAGUCGCACUCUUCGGAUGACGACGACAGCGACAUCGUCAAGAGCACAUCGACGAGACCUCCCUCCACCCGCAACCUGAGACAGCGGCAGCCACACCAGCCGAAUAUGUAUACCAUAUCCGUCAAGAGCGGUGCGGACCUCGACGACGAGCUGGCCACCGAACCGCAGCAGCCCUCGGAAGGAGACGAUGACGAGUUUCAACCGGUCGUCUCGGAUAUCGGCAUCACCAAAGGUCGACGACGGAACGCCCUCCAGCGUGCGAGACGAAUGCGCGCCCAGCCCUCCCGCACUCGAGGCCAUCCACGGGUGACCCAGGCCGGCGCCUUUGCCGAUUCCGACAUCGAGUUUGAGCAGCCACGGCGGUCCUCGAGAGCGACGAGGAACAUGGUCGACAUGCGUGACGACGCCCUCAUGGAUGAUGACUCCUUCUACCUCAUCGACGACCGAGCGCAGCCGGCCCCAAAGUUUGCCUCCGUUCGAGAAAUCUUCCAACCCUUGCCGGCGGAAUCCGCUUUUGGCACGGUGCAUAUGGGCACCUGUCAUACCUGCGGCGGCUCGAAGCAUCGGGGCCAGCUUGUCCACUGCCAAGGAUGCAGCCUGUCGUACCACAAACACUGCCUCGGCGUCCGGAGUGUCCGUGACCAUCUUGUCACCAAGAUCGCCGACGACAGUUUCGUGCUCCAAUGCAAGUUCUGCAUCAACAUCCACCGGAAGAGGGACCGCAACGCCCCCAAUGGCAGCAGGUGCCAGACCUGCGAAGCCGAAGGCGACGCUUGCGCCCCCUUUUCUCAGCGGAAGACGGCCACCCAGGAGGAGAAGCUGCGUGUCGAGAACGGUGGCACGGACCCCAUCUCGCCCGUUUCCCCGGCCCUCGUCAACAAUGAAGAUGUCCUCCUCUUCCGCUGCGUCGCGUGCCACCGGGGCUGGCACCUCGACCACCUGCCCCGUACCGGCAGCGAACCGAUAGGAACCGACGUCAAGGCCGAGAGGCUCAAGGACUACAUGAUCGACUGGCAGUGCAACGAAUGCAGCACCCAGAAGCACAAGAUCCAGCGCCUUGUUGCCUGGCGACCUUCCCAAGGCGUGACCGACGACGCCCCUCGGCCCGCUUUCGAGAGUCUGACCGACGACGCCAAGGAGUAUCUCGUCAAGUGGGACACGCUUUCGUACUUCCACUGCACUUGGAUGCCCGGCCCAUGGAUCUUCGGCACCACCACGGCGGCCAUGCGAACGACCUUCAACAAGAAGGCCGUCCAGCAGGAUCUCCUGAAGCUCACCGACAAGGAAGCCAUUCCCGACGAGUAUCUCAUCCCCGACAUCAUUUUCAACGUCAGACUGAACUCGACCGGCUCGAGAGCCAAACCAAAGGAGGCCGAGCUCGCCGACGUCGGAAAUGUCGGCAAGGUGCUCGUCAAGUUUCAGGGUCUCGGCUAUGACGACGUCGUCUGGGAUGAACCUCCCACCAAGGACAUGGAGGAGCUGUACGAUGCGUUUCGAGAUGCCUAUCGCGAGUACGUUCAGGGCAGGCAAUUCCAACACGAGGCGACCGCCAAGAUUCGAGAUCGCAUCCGAGCCUUCAAGGCGGCCGACUUUGUCGAAGUCACGUCGCAGCCUGGCGGUCUCAAGCGAGGCAAGCUCAUGGGCUACCAGAUAGAAGGUCUCAACUGGCUCCUCAGCAGCUACCACGCAGGAAGGAACGUCGUCUUGGCCGACGAAAUGGGCCUCGGGAAAACGGUGCAGGUCGUCAGUCUCGUGACGUCGCUCGUGCAGGACAAACCCAAGUGCUGGCCGUUCCUCAUCGUCGUACCGAAUGCCACUUGCCCGAACUGGCGUCGAGAGUUCAAGCAGUGGGCUCCCGAUCUGCGCGUUGUGACCUACCACGGCGGUAGGGAGUCGCAAGAGCUCGCCUACAAGUACGAGCUCUUCCCGGACGAAUCGGCCGACAUGAAGGCCCACGUCGUCAUCAUGUCGUACGACUCGGCCCAAGAUCCGAAAACCAGAGUGCUUUUCAAGUCCGUGCACUGGGCCGGCCUGGUCGUGGACGAGGGGCAGCGGCUCAAGAACGACCGAAACCUGCUCUACCUGGCGCUGCGCUCCAUGAAGAUCCCCUUCCGUCUCCUGCUGACCGGCACGCCGUUGCAGAACAAUAAGCGGGAGCUCUUCAACCUGCUGCAGUUCAUCGACGACCGCCAGGAUGCCGCCGCCCUGGACAUGGAAUACGCCGUUCUCGACAAGGAGACGCUUCCCAAACUCCACGAGAAGAUCCGCCCCUACUUUCUUCGCCGAACCAAGGCGGGCGUUCUCAAGUUCCUGCCACCCAUGGCCCAAAUCAUUCUGCCCGUGAGCAUGACGGUCAUCCAGGAAAAGCUGGCCAAGAGCAUCAUGGCCAAGAACCCGCAGCUCAUCAAAGCCAUGUUUGCCAACGGCAAGAUGAAGUCCAAGGACCGAAGCACGCUCAACAACAUCUUGAUCCAGUUGCGCAAAUGCUUCUGCCACCCCUUCAUGUACUCGGAAGCCAUCGAGGAGCGGCACCACGAUCCGUCCGUCCUUCACCAGAACCUCGUCGAAGCCUCGUCGAAGCUCCUCUUGCUGUCGAUCAUGCUCCCCAAGCUGAAGGAGCGUGGCAACCGCGUCCUCAUCUUCAGCCAGUUCCUCCAUCAGCUCGACAUCAUGGAAGACUUCCUUUCCGGACUCGGCUAUCAGUUCCGAAGACUCGACGGUGCCAUGUCGAGCCUGGAGAAGCAGCGGCGGAUCGAUGCCUUCAACGCCCCGGACUCGCCCAUCUUCGUCUUCCUGCUGUCCACCCGGGCGGGCGGCGUCGGCAUCAACCUGGCGACGGCUGACACCGUCAUCAUCAUGGAUCCCGACUUCAACCCCCACCAGGACAUUCAAGCGCUGUCCCGAGCGCAUCGGAUCGGCCAGAAGCAAAAGGUUCUCUGCUUCCAGCUGGUGACGAAGGACACGGUGGAAGAACGGAUCAUGCAAGUGGGCCGCAAGAAGAUGGCCCUCGACCACGCCCUGAUCGAGAGCAUGGACGACGAGGAGAUUGCCGGCGACGACUUGGAGUCGAUCCUGAAGCACGGCGCCCAAGCUCUGUUCAGCGACGACUACCAAAAGACGGCCAUCCACUACGACGGGCCGUCGGUCGACAAGCUCCUGGACCGUUCCCAGAUGGAGCAGACAAAGGCUGACGAAGAAGGUUCGGCGGAGACGCAGUUCACCUACGCUCGCGUGUGGGCCAACGAAAAGCAAGCCUUCACGGAAGGGCUAGACAUGGCCGAGGCCGAAGCGCCGGAGCCCAUAAGCUCGAGCGUUUGGGACAAGAUCCUCGCGCAAAGAGAGGAAGAGGCGCGGCUAGAAGCCGAGGCGAACAGGGAGGUCCUGGGACGAGGCGGUCGACGUCGAAAUACAAUCAACUACAAGACGAGCUCGACUUUGGAGAACGCGGCAUUCCUCGAGGGUGCUGUCCCCGAUUCGGACUCUUCCGAUGAAUUUGCAGGCGGCGAGUCGGCGGACGAUUCGGAAGACGACGAUUCGGCCAAAAAAGGUAAACGGCGUAGGCCAUCCAAGACUCACCUCAAAUCUCCAUUCGGCACCCCCAAGAAGAGUGACAAAGAGAAACCGCCAAACGCCGUCGGCCAACGGCAAGUCUACACCUCUAAAGGGGAGCCGGGCCAAGCAAAGUCCAGGCGGUCCAAGUCGAAGCCGAAGCCGAAGUCAGGACCAAGGCCAGGGGAGACUCCCGCGAGGCCCAGCAACGCCCAAGAACAAGAAGGUCCAGCCAGCUUCGACGCGAGGCGCCACGCAGCCUACAAUGCCGCACAGGGGCACGCGGCUUUCGCCUACCCUCCCCAAGCCGCAUCAUCGCAAGCCAGCUCCAUCAAGGCCCAGUUCCUCCACGGCCCAGCGCCCCCCCCCGAUGGGCUCACCGGCUGGAGACCCCCCGGAAGGCCCCCCAACAGACCCACAAACAGACAAGCCAUUGGCGCCGUGUUUCCUGCCGCCCCCGCCGUCCCCGUGGUCAAUUUCGGCGGGAACGCCUCGGGGAAAGGCAUCGCCGGCAGCAUCCCCGACGGACUCCCCUACUACGACGACAACGUCGGUAGAUUCCCUCAACACUUUUCUCAUGAGGGUGAAGGCAGAGGAGGAGGACAAAAGCGGCCCUUUCAAGGCAUGACGGACCCGAAUGUCCUGUACGGAGACGGGACUCAGCCUCAUGCCGCCUUGUCGCAACCGCAGCCUCAACCUCCUCCCAUGCUCUCGUACCCAACUCCUCAUCAUCCAGCACCUCAUUCCCAUCCAGCGCGUCGCUCUCUGCCAGCAAUAUUCUCCCCACCGAUUCCCCCUACUUCUCCGGGGCUCUCCUCCCCCUCAGCCCACCAACCCGGCACUUGGCUACGGGUCGGUAUGCGCAACGGCAAACCUUUCUUAAACAGCAAUGGCGAUUUCACAGAGGCCCAGCUGCGCCUUGCUAUCGACGAAGUGCGGCAUUCUACGAAGAGCCAGGAGUUCAAACAACAACUUCUACACUUCCUUCUCCAACAGCUGAGAGGCAUACGAACCCCCCAGAACGGGACUAAAAAGUCGUGA
Messenger RNA from Drechmeria coniospora, 5421 nucleotides. RefSeq names its product SNF2-related protein. The record is from RefSeq and is a predicted model, not a curated record. Gene Ontology annotation, molecular function: histone binding; chromatin binding; DNA binding. Bases 1 to 5421 code for a protein of 1806 amino acids. Gene Ontology annotation, biological process: negative regulation of transcription by RNA polymerase II; chromatin remodeling. Lineage: Eukaryota; Fungi; Ascomycota; Sordariomycetes; Hypocreales; Ophiocordycipitaceae. The transcript is spliced from 5 exons. Gene Ontology annotation, cellular component: nucleus; chromatin.